Messenger RNA from Effrenium voratum, 2963 nucleotides. The record is from the annotation of a GenBank genome assembly. NCBI's taxonomy places the organism in Eukaryota, Dinophyceae, Suessiales, Symbiodiniaceae.
GAUUCGACAAAACAAACAUCGCUGUGAACAGACUGCACCGUGCAUGUGGCCAAGGCCUUGAUGGAAGGCUCAUGGGAGGCAAUUUCAGAAGACGUCCUGCGGGAGACGGAUGUUGCUUAUGAGCAAGAGCUGCAGCAGAAUCCAUACAGCGUGAAGCUUUGGUUUGCCUAUGUCAAGGCGAAGGCCGAGGCACCCCUGCGAGUGCGCUGCUUGAUCUUUGAGCGCGCAGUCAAGGAGCUUCCAGGAUCAUACAAGCUCUGGCAUGCUUAUUUGCAGUUGCGCAUGGAUAGUGUGAAACACAGUGCCAUCCAGGAUCCUGAGUAUGAGGCCACCAAUAACGCCUUUGAGCGGGCACUGGUCUUCUUGCACAAGAUGCCCCGCAUAUGGCUUCACUACAUUGAGUUCUUGAUGAAGCAGAAGAAGAUCACGAGAGCACGGCGAGCACUGGACAAUGCCCUGCGCUCGCUGCCCAUCACACAGCACUCCCGCAUUUGGGAGCUUUAUGUCAAGUUCAUCAAGGAUGGCGAGGUGCCAAAGGAGACUGCGUUGUGCGCAUUUCGGCGGUAUCUCAUGCUGGAGCCUGACCACGUUGAGAUCUACAUAGCGUACUUGCGAACAAUUGGGAAGUACGACGAAGCAGCUCAGAAACUCGCCAACGUGGUGGAUGACGAGGAUUUCAGCUCUAUGGAGGGCAAGACUCGGCAUCAGCUGUGGAUGGACCUCUGCGAUCUCGUGUCAAAGCAUCCAGCCGACAUCAAGUCCUUGAACAUUGAGUCGAUCAUUCGCAGCGGUAUUCGACAGUUCACAGAUGAGGUUGGUCGGCUUUGGAUCUCUCUGGGAGAUCACUUCAUCAGGCUCGGACAGUUCGAAAAAGCCCGAGACAUCUACGAGGAAGCUAUGUCUACGGUUAGCACAGUCCACGACUUCUCCCUCAUUUUCGAAGCGUAUGCCAAGUUUCUCGAAAGCUUGAUUUCAGCUCACAUGGAGCGGGAGGCGUCAGUGGUAUCCGCGGCAGAAGCCGAUCUCUUGAUGCUGCGCUUGGAGGACUUGUUGGGCAGGAGGCCGGAGCUUGUUUCGUCCGUGAAGCUCCGGCAGAAUCCUCAUAACGUGCAUGAAUGGCUGCAGCGCGCCAAGCUGUACAAGGACACCCCGGAGAAAGUGAUCCGAUGCUUUACGGAAGCUGUGAUGACGGUAGACCCGCAGAAAGCAGAGGGGCGGCUGUGGACGCUCUGGGCAGCCUUCGCUAAGUUCUACGAGUCACACGACGACGUCGAAAAUGCCCGCGUGAUUUUCUCCAAGGCAACCCAGGUGAACUACCGGGGAGUUGACGACUUGGCAUCUGUUUGGUGUGAAUGGAUUGAGAUGGAGCUGCGACACAGGGAGUACGAUGAAGCUCUCAAGGUUGCGAGACAGGCAUCAGGCCAGAAGAAGGCCGCGGCACUCAAGGAGGAUAAGGAUGUUGUCCAGAACCGCCUCUUUCGCUCUACGAAGCUGUGGUCGCUUUGCAUUGACCUGGAAGAGUCCCUUGGCACGACACCUUCGACCAGGGCAGCUUACGAUGCCAUUCUUGAACUCAAGGUGGCCACUCCAACGUUGAUCCUCAGUUACGCGAGAUUUUUGGAGGAUCGCAAGUAUUUCGAGGAUGCGUUCAAGAUCUACGAGCGUGGCAUCAAGGUCUUCUCAUGGCCUCACGUCAAUGACAUUUGGCUGACAUACUUAUCCAAGUUCGUGGAGCGAUACGGCGGCCGAAAGUUGGAGCGUGCCAGAGAUCUUUUCGAGCAAGCGGUCGAGAAGGUGCCACCAAGGUUUGCUAGGAGGCUACACAUGCUCUACGCCAAGCUGGAAGAGGAGCAUGGCCUCGCGAGGCACGCCUUGUCCAUCUACAACCGCGCAACGAAGGCGGUGGAAGAGAAGGACAUGUUCGAGAUGUACAGCAUACUCCUGCGGAAGACUGCCGAACUCUUCGGUCAGACAAGGACGCGCGAGAUCUAUGACCAGGCCAUCGAAAAUUUGCCUCAGGAUCGCAUCAAGGAUGCUUGCGUUCGCUACGCAAAGAUGGAGACCAUGCUUGGAGAGGUAGACAGGGCGCGCGGAAUUUAUGUGCACGCAUCCCAGUUCUGUGAUCCCAGGAGGGAGGAGGAGUUUUGGAAAGUCUGGCGUGGCUUUGAAGUGCAGCACGGCAACGAGGAUACGUUCCGGGACAUGCUGCGAAUCAAGCGAAGCGUCCAGGCGAUGUUUUCUCAGGUCCACUUCAAUGCGACGGAUAUUGCUGCGGAAGCAGGUAAGGAGGUGCUGGAUCCAAUGGCAGCAGCAGAGGAGCAGAUGAAGUCAGAGGAGGAGAGGAAACGACAGGGCGGGGCACUUGGCCCUGACUCCAAGCGACAACGCGUCACCGCAGACGCAGAGACAGCACGGAAGGAGUUGUUGGGCAAAUUUGAGCCUGCUGACAGAUUCGAGGGUGCGCGGGAUGGCUGGAGCUUCAAAGUCGGCAUCAAGGGCCUUGGAUAUUAUGAGGAUGCAUCCCUGCGUGAGAUCGAAGCGAGAUCAGCUGCAGCUGCUGCUGCUGAGCGAAAGGCAUUGGCUGCGGAGAGAAGAGCAACUGAAGUUAACCCGGAAGAGAUCGAGCUUGAUAUGGACGACGAUGAGGACGGCCCGUCUGAGCCUGCAGCCGCAGCACCUGCCGCAGCCAUGGCUGGCAACUCCGAGGAAAUCGAGCUCAAUGUUGAAGACAUUGAAGAAGCGCCGAUCCCCUCAGAGGUCUUUGGUGGCGGUCUGUCCAGCGUGAGAGCGAGCCUUCCGGAGGAAGCAGUGAAGGAGCCUCCCUUGGCUGAGCCAGCACCAGCAGUGGAGGAGAAGAAGCGAACUGGUGCUUUGGCUAAGUUCCAGAAGAAGGGCAAAGGCAAGGGCGGAAGCAAGGGCUGAGCGCUUCGGCCACAGGCUUUGCUCACAGAGUGUUUACCCAA